UUCCUUAAGAAUGGAUGAGUGGCAUAUGAACCGGAGCAUCUCCAUAUGGAGCUUUAGGUCUGUGCGUUUGCUAGGCCACUCAUGAACAUCCAGAGUAUUGUCCCAAAGACACUAAUAUGAUUGAGACACUCUACAUUUCUGGCAUUUGGCAGAGGCCCUUAUCCAGAGCAACUUGUCUCAUUUUAUAUAACAGAGUUGCUCAGGGGCCCAGCACUGGCAGCAUGGUGGACCUGCUAUUCAAACUCAACCUUCUGACCAGUAACCCAAAACCUAACCACUAAGCUACCACAUACCUGCUCUGCACUCUUUAUUUUCAUUCUCACUUUAGAUUUUUCCCCCAAAUGUAAACCACGUGCUGAGAUGCCACCCCUUUAACACCAUGCUGCCGUAGUAUAAUGAGCAGUAGUAUUUUAUUUUGCCAUUAUUGUGAGACCUCAUGCACAGGGCAGGUGUGAGUCUUUCUAAAUCACCUCAGCUCAAAUAAACUGAAUAAUCACAUUAAACAUACCGGAGAGACGAUGAAGCGCGUGCCUGCGUCACCACGAGCAACCAUGCGCGCGCAAGGGAGAGAGACCAGGCCAUUGACUGGUUAGAUGCGGGGAGGAGUGUGAGAGUGUGUGCGCGCGCACGCGUGUGUUGUUUAUUUAUUAUGAGACGCAGUUCAGUUCAUCCUACACGACGGUCCGUUCAGAGGAAACUCUGUCCCCUGCUGUGAGUCAGACUGAAGCUGAGAGUGAGAUGUAGACUUUUCACCUUGCCACCAUGCACAUGAAUAAUCUGCUGAAUAGCUGGAAUGAAAUCACAGGUGUAUCUGAUGUGGGCGUGUCCCCCGAGCCUGGCAGACCCACCCUCCUCAGUGAGUGUACAGAUACGUACUGUCAGGCCGAGAGCCAGAGCUGCCUUCGUACCCGUGUCUGCAAACUGCACUUCUGGGAGGAUUUCAGCACCGAGCUCAUAGGGAGUGGCUUUUUCUCUAAAGUCUACAAGGUGAUGCAUAACACCACAGCGAAGGUGAUGGUGGUGAAGGUUUACAAGAACGACGUGGAUCAGGAAAGCAUCAUGAGGGAGAUCAGCCUCCUGCAGAAACUCUCACACCCCAAUGUGGUGAAGUAUCUGGGGAUUUGUGUCCAAGAGAAUAAGCUACACCCGAUCCUCGAGUAUGUAAGCGGCGGCUGUCUGGAGGAGCUCUUGGCAAGCAGUGACAUCUCACUGUGUUGGAGAGAGAAAGUUGAACUGGCCUGUGACAUCUGCAGAGGAAUGACGUACCUCCACUCCAGGAACAUCUACCAUAGAGACCUGAACUCUAAGAACUGCCUGAUCCGAGUCACAGCACAGGGCAGAGAGGCAGUGGUGACAGAUUUCGGCCUCGCCCGAGAGGUGGUGGAGCUUCCUGUCAACAGUCCUGACAGAAAGAUGUCCUUGGUGGGUUCUGCAUUCUGGAUGGCCCCCGAGAUGCUGAGAGGGGAACCGUAUGACCGCAAGGUGGACGUUUUCUCCUUUGGGAUCAUGCUGUGUGAGAUUCUGGCUAGAAUUCCUGCUGACCCGGAAAUUUUGCCAAGAACACAGGACUUUGGUCUGGAUGUGGUGGCAUUCAGUGAGCUGGUACUGGGAUGUCCACAGAAAGUUCUGGAGCUCUCAGCCAACUGCUGUCAGAUGGACGCAUAUCGGCGGCCAUCCUUUGCUGACCUACUGGAAAAGCUAGAGGAUGUUGCAGAGAGUCUGGAGUCUCUAGAUUGCCCCCUGACCUCAGGAUGAUCUCGGACCUCAGGUUUACAGACAUUACAGACGUGCAGUGAUAGACAGGACCAGGCUUUUAAACCUGUCAGUGAUGGAUGUUGAUUCUGCGAGUGAAGUGUAUGCAGCGUGCUUUCAUCUAUCUUUGAGGACUUGUGUGUUUAAGGAACCGGACCAAUACGCCAUUCCUCCUGCAGACUAAUCAGGGUUUACUGCAGGAGGCUGGAAUUAAAGUGACUGAACUAGUAUUUAUGUUCAAAUGUUUCAGUGACUGAUUUGAUUGUGUGGGUGGGCGUAACCUUGAACAGUUCACCCGUCUUGUAUGAUUCAAACACGAACACAUGAUCCUGUGAGGUGAAGGCUAAUAAAAACACUUUUGACAGUCCUGUUAACUCUUUUCCCCCCCAGCUGAAAUGAUGUACUUCUUGUAAGUUACCUCUUUUAAGGAGAAGUGCGUAACUGAGCAGCUCUGCUUCAAAUUGGGGUGGAGCUUAUUUCAGGCCCAUCCUGAAAUGAAGAAACAAGUAAGAUCUGUUAAUUGCAGUGAACUGUGAUCAUUAUGAUCCUUCUCUAAAGAUUUCAAUGUAAUGUUUAACAUACUCUAUUAUAGUUUGAACCAUCUUCAAGAGGGUGCAGAAAUUUGUUCAGACAAAGUAUUAAAUAAUGGCUGAAAUCUCCAGGCACUCAGUGAUGAAACAGCAAGUAAACCAUCAGUGUGUGAUUUCAAACACUGUUUCUUAAAGACUAGUUUCACUGUGAUUACCACCAGGAGGUGCCAGAGUCUGCAACACACACACACACACACACACACACACACACACACACCCCCCAAUGCUGCCUUCAGAACGGAAUUGAAACUCUGCUGGUUUACAUCAGAUUUCUCGCAUCACACAUUUUUCUAUUUCGUGAGCUCAAGUCAUCUAAUGAACAUUUUUCAUGUUUUGCGUCUCUCAUGUUUUCAAGUUGAAUUUUCUCUGAUUCUUCACGUUGUCCUGCCGAGUAAUACUGCUGUAAAUGUCCUUCUCUAGCCAGACUCCAUCUUACACUUUCUCAAUAAUUUACACAUCACCCCCUUUUUGUUGCAGCUACUGUUUCCAUGGUAACCAAGACUUUUUCUUGUUCCGAAUGCUGUUAUUUCACUGUUUACCCUUCUGCACUGUUCAGGUGAAAAUAGCCUUUUUUGACCAAAUGUGGAACAAAAUCCGUAACCCAGAAUGAUUUCAGUAACAGCUAUGAUCAAAAAGACGAUUACUGUUAGAACGGCGCUGAGGAGCGAGGGUGUAAGAAAUAAAUAAUACAUGGUUGGUUUUUUUCAGUUAUUUCCAGUCCACACAUUUCUAUCAGGAGUGUUUCAUGUGUGUGUGUAAUCACUGGGAGUUUAACGUACAUGUGAUGAUUUACACUCACAAAAACUGGUAGCUGUAAAUUUCUAUUACUUGUUAGCUAUAUAGCUACAUACUGAGGCAUCAUAACUUAGUUCUCUAACUACAUUUAGAGUAAAGUUGUCCACAUGGCUGCUUGAUUUCCCUUGACACACAAAACACAUCCAAAAACAACCGGACGUUAUUUCUGAAAUCAAAAUAUUUAAUAGGUACAUAUCAAGUAUAAUACCAUGUAUAAAAUUUUGGGAUCACAAUAUGAAGCCAUGUUGCUGCUGAGGCAGGUUGUGCGUCAUUAGGUAAGUGUUUGCCACAUCAACAGAACUGAUGAUGAACAUAAACCAGGGAUUAAACACUAGAAAAAAAAAAAAAAAACAA
Messenger RNA from Hemibagrus wyckioides, 3491 nucleotides. RefSeq lists its product as uncharacterized. Gene Ontology annotation, molecular function: ATP binding; protein serine/threonine kinase activity. Bases 763 to 1755 code for a protein of 330 amino acids. Gene Ontology annotation, biological process: actin cytoskeleton organization; protein phosphorylation. Lineage: Eukaryota; Metazoa; Chordata; Actinopteri; Siluriformes; Bagridae. The record is from RefSeq and is a predicted model, not a curated record. The transcript has 10 exons. Gene Ontology annotation, cellular component: cytoplasm; nucleus.